AUGGCUGACCUUUACAGAGAGCUGGCCCCGCAGGUUCUCUAUAUCGACAAGCGAUCUGGCUACAACUCCAGGAAAUGGGCUGAGGCCAUCAAGGUGACGCGUACGGUGUACGUGGGCAACUUGGCGUUUUGCACACGCGAGGAACAGAUCUAUGAGCUCUUCUCCAAGUGUGGCGACAUCAAGCGUGUGAUCAUGG
This is a messenger RNA of Effrenium voratum, 196 nucleotides long. NCBI's taxonomy places the organism in Eukaryota, Dinophyceae, Suessiales, Symbiodiniaceae. The record is from the annotation of a GenBank genome assembly.